AUGGAUGGCCAACUGUCUAUACAGCCAAAUGGCGGUGCCAGGCUCCUGUCGGUGAUGUGGGCUGAGCUCAGCGUUGCAGCACUUAUACUGACGGCACGAAUCUACACUCGGACUCGGGUUAUUUCGGGCUGGGGAUGGGAUGAUAUGAGCAUGUGUCUUUCGAUGGUAUUCCUUCGCCAUUUGCUGGCAGUGCUGGCUACCAUGAACACAUCCCUACUUACCGCCAGUGUUCAUCACGGACUGGGUAAGCAUGCCGCCAGUCUCACAGGGGCCGAGUACAUCAAUGCAAAUAAAUACAACUGGAUCUCGCAGGGUUGCCAUGUCAUGUCAACGAACUUUGGCAAGGUGUCCGUCAUACUGUUUUUGCUACGGAUUGUCGUGAACUCUCGGUCACAGAGGGUGUUCCUCUAUACGUUGAUGGCCAUGUUAAUGGUGAUUAACUCCGUUUGCGUUUUUACCAUAUUCGGCCAGUGUACACCAGCUUCGCGGCUGUGGGAUCAAAAUGUAUCAGGAUCUUGCUGGUCGCCGCAUCACCAAAGGGACUUUGCGUUUUUUCAAGGCUCUUUUUCAGCUUUCUCGGACGGCCUCCUUGCCAUAUAUCCCAUAUUUGUUAUAUGGAAACUGCAAAUGUCAAAAAGAACUAAGACUUGCCUUGGGUGUGUUUUGGCUCUGGGCAUAGUGGCAAUGAUCGCAGCUAUAAUUAAGACAAUAUUCCUCGCCAGUCUAACUGCACGAAGCGAUUACACCUAUGACACCAUCUCGCUGACUAUCUGGACUAAUACGGAACAAUAUCUUAUAAUAAUAGCAGCCUGUAUACCUCCCCUCGGCCCGCUCCUGAAGAUUGCUAUGGGGAAAACACCUACAGCACAGCAGUCUAAUUCCAACAGAUAUGCGUCCAAACACAGCUCAGGGGAACAGGUUCAACACCCUGCAUUUCUACCAAAAGAUUCGUUACUAUCUACGAACGAAUCUUGUUGUUAUCCCCUACGAGAGUAUAAGGGGCGGUCAAGGAGAUGGGGCGAUGGUCGUGAGAGUGUGGAGGACCUAGACUUUUGUGAAGCUCGAAGGUCACAACUUGGUGGCAUUAUGAAGACAACAGAGGUGCAUAUUGAGAGUAACAAGGAUCCAGUAAAUUAA
Messenger RNA from Nannizzia gypsea CBS 118893, 1137 nucleotides. RefSeq names its product integral membrane protein. The transcript has 4 exons. Bases 1 to 1137 code for a protein of 378 amino acids. The record is from RefSeq and is a predicted model, not a curated record. NCBI's taxonomy places the organism in Eukaryota, Fungi, Ascomycota, Eurotiomycetes, Onygenales, Arthrodermataceae.